AUGUUAGGAGAAUGCAAAGGAGUUGCUAAGUCACGUGAUGAAUUAGACCUGAUUUUAAUUGGUAAAACUGGAAAUGGCAAAAGUGCAACCGGUAACUCUAUACUUAACAAAGAAAAUGCAUUUAAAGACAGCUAUUCUUCUUCUUCAGUGACAAAGUACCCCAAAUAUGAUGCUUGCGACUUCUUAAAUUACAGAAUACAAGUUGUUGAUUGCCCAGGUGUUUUUGAUACAGAGUUAAAUGAAGAAGACGGGGACAUUUUGGUUAAGACAGCUUUACAAAAUGUCUUAUUGGCUAAUCCUAAAGGCUAUCACGCAUUUGUCGUUGUCGUAAAGCUUGGGAGUCGGUUCUCAAAAGAGGAUGAAAAGUCUAUAACUAUUCUAAAAAAUAUACUGGGUAGUGAUUUUUUAAAUAUAUAUGGGAUAAUAGCUUUAACUAAUGGAGACACCUUCAGAAGAGAAAUAGAAAGAAGCGGACAAAGCAUCAAAGAAUUUUGUGAUAGUCAAAAAGGUGCUUUUAAAGAGUUACUGAAUGAAUGUCAUGGCAGAGUUGUUAUUUUUAAUAAUCUGAAUCCUGAUGAUAAAACAAAACACGAACAGAGACAGAAUUUGGUUGACAUGGUUGUCAAAUUAGACACUAAUGGCAAAAGGUACACUAAUGAGCAUUUUAAAAAGGUACAAAUACUCUACAAACAGAUGGUAUACACAAAAGUGUUAAAUACAACCAAGGAUGACAUGAACACACAGAGUUGUAUUUUAGAUAAAAUUUCUAAAACUGGGCAUAUGAGUAGCACUAAGGACAUUAUGUCUUUAAAAAUACUUUUGAAUGAAAUUAUCGACUUUGAGUCUAGUUUAUCAAAAUCUGCUGAUGAUGGAGAAUCAGCAAAUAUUUUGGUUACUAAUCUUAAGCAGUCGCGUUUAUGCGUAGAAGAGAUGAUCAAAGAAACAGAAAAUGCUACAAAUUUAAAUUCUCAACAUACCAAAAUAAAACCCCUGUUAUUAGAUUUUCAAAAUAUUAAACAGAAAUACGACGAAUUGUACUUUUGUACUUUGGAAUCUUUAUUUCAUAGCAAAGAAAUUUCAUUUUUUAACUUGCCUGCUUUUCGUAAGUAAUACAAUAUAUUAGUCAGUAUAAAAU
Messenger RNA from Physella acuta, 1135 nucleotides. Its product is annotated as GTPase IMAP family member 7-like. Gene Ontology annotation, molecular function: GTP binding. NCBI's taxonomy places the organism in Eukaryota, Metazoa, Mollusca, Gastropoda, Physidae. The record is from RefSeq and is a predicted model, not a curated record.